ACCCACACAUUGUAUCUCACGAAUGAGCGAGUGAUACUUUUGCACCUGCGCAGCAUCACUCUCUCGCAAUUUUUCUAUUUGAGCAUGUAAGGUCUCAAUUUCGAGCAUUAGUGAUGUGUCUUCUCCAUAGCUUCAUCUCGCUGCUGCUCAACCAACACAAGAUUGUUGCGAGCAUUGAUCUAUAACUCAUUAUUUAAAGAAUUUAGUUCCAUCUCUUCGUGGCUUAUACGAGUGUCUGAUGUAGAGGCAUCGUUAGAUGUCUUCAUAUCUUCCAAUAAACAUCUCUCAUCAAAAUUGUCUUCAGUGGAAUUGGACAAAAGAGUAAGUUUCCUAAAAAAAAUUAUCCAAGCACAAAACAGCAGAACUGACACCGGAUAAAAUUUCAGAAUUUCUGCCAUUCUGCAACGUGUUUUCCACCAAGUUCAGCAGCUUGUGUAUCACUCUGUCCUUUUCAUGACAUUGCCUGCUAGAUUUAGGACUUGACAGAUCUAAUUUCAGUUCUAAAAAAAAACACUUUUUCAUUGCUUGCUCUCCUGCUUUCGAGAACCAGGUGCUCUAUUAUCUGUUGGUUAGUAUACACUGCUAUAUCAGUCGUUUGAUGCAAAAAUAAAAGGAGCUAUACAGCUAGGGUGGGAUUUUAACUGUUGAUAUAGGUUAUAUUCUUCCAUAUGCUGCAUAGCUGAUGACAUUAGCUUUCUGGGCAAGUGGUCUUGUGCUAAAAUAGACUCAUUUAAAACAGCCAUCUCUUCAGAGAUAAUAGAUGUGUAUGGGGGUAGUUCACUUAAAACAGUGGGCUUAGCAAUAAAUGAGUUUUAGUUCCUAAUUUUAUUAUUACUUCUGCUAUCUUGUGGCUCAUCUGUCAGAAUGCUUUAUGGAAAAAUAAUUUUUUUAAGAUUCCUUUAUUGAAUGUGAUAUGUUAAGGAACAUCUAAUAUUGUUGAAUUCUACUACCUAUCAUGAUUUAUAACUUAAAAUUUCCUUCACCUAUAUGCGCAGUUCAGGCUUCUACUUGAUAACCACACACAGCCACCUUUUCAAUUAGUUUACGGCUAAAAAAUAGGAAUCAAUUGAGGAAAUUGUAAUGUUUUGGGUCGUCACGAUUUUAGAAAGAAAUAACCAAGAUUGCACAAUGUGAACGUCCUCUUCAACACUCUUUAAUAUUAUGAUGUUGACAUAAUUGGACUUGCUUGAUUUUCUGCACUAACAGACAUGCUGAAUAGGUUGUCUCUCAUUCAUCUUGUUGGUCAAAGUCUGCUGAUCAUCUUAGCUGUCUCAAUAACUAUGCAUCCACCUAGAAUGAACCUUUGUUCAAGUUAGUGAUUUAAUUUAUGAAUUAAAAGAGUCUACAUAUAACCGAUCUACCUGCAUUUUGCGACAAUUUGCUGGUUCAUAGUGAGUGCGAUGAUUCUUUGGAAUAACAUUGUUUCCUGUAUCUUUUUAGCUGACAUUGAAUUACUUUGAUAUCAUUUAAAAAAACUUUAGUUACAAUAAAUAAUUCUCAUGAAAAGGCUGUUGCCAUCUCAUUGGUUUCUAAAGGCUGUUUGUCUCGCCAUCCCCUGCCAUCCUGAUCACCCGCCGUUGCCAUCUCAUCGGUUUCUAAAGGCUGUUUGUCUCGGAUCAAGAACAUGCAGUCUGCUGGCAGGAAGCGAUUUAGGGCACCUCUAGGCGAUGUUUCAAACAGCAAUGCCUUAGACUCUCAAAAUGUAGGCUCUAUAGAAUUGAAAAUGCAGAGGGAGAAAAUUCGGAACACCUCCAUGACUAACGACCAGAGAAAUGAACGGAACAAGAAAAGGCGUGAGGCUUAUAAGAGGAAGAAAGCGGACACAUCCAACAAAUAAAACACGACAUGUGGAUAUGUUUUAUGUGCACUUCACUGGAUUUACCAUCUUUUUAUAAAUAUCACUUAUUGUUCCUUCAUGUUCAUUGCGCCGGCAGGAGCUGUAGUUGAGCAUCCUCUGUCAGACGACGUGUGUAUCAAUGUGGCAUGCAUGGAGCAAACUCAAAUUACCACCAGCUCUGUCCAGACGAGCUUUGCAUCAGAAAUUGAGAAGGUGGUGGACAAAAUCCAGGGGAAUGUUCCAAAAGUUGAGUGGGAUUUCGAAGGAAUUCAUUACUUCGACAAUGGCCCGCUCACAGUCCAGUACCUCUUCGUCUUGGAUGCACUUAACUUCUGCUUCUGGCCAGAUAAGGAUUUGAGCUAUGACCAUUUGGCUUCUGGACUGAAGUUAGCCUUGGAGAAAGAUAAAACUGCCCUUGAUGCUGACCGCCUGAAGAAUUACACUGGGCCUGAGCUCCGCCAACUUCUGAACUGGCCACGACCACUGCCAAUUGAGGAGGAAAGAGUGCGCCUCCUCCAUGAGGUUGGACUGGAACUUGAAAGAAGCUUUGGAGGCCAGGCUGCUAAUCUAGUGAAGUCUGCUGGAAACUCUGCUGCAACUCUUAUUGAGCUUAUCACCCGACAUUUUCCUGGUUUCCGGGAUCAUUCACUUUACAAGGGACGCCAGGUUUUCCUGUAUAAGAGAGCUCAGAUCUUUGUUGCUGAUUUGUGGGGUGCCUUCAAGGGACAAAACUACGGCGAGUUCCAUGACAUCAAUUCCAUCACCAUAUUUGCUGACUACAUUGUUCCAGCUGUUUUAAGGGAGCUUGGCAUACUGAAAUAUGGCUCGAAUUUAUCUUGCUCGAUCGAUUCGAACAGCGAGAUCGUGCCUGGAAGCGAGGAGGAAGUGGAGAUUCGUGCUUGCUCAAUCUAUGCUGUCGAAAAGAUGAGGGACCUAAUCAGCAAAAAGUUUGGAAAGCAGCUUCUGAGCAUUGACAUUGAUCUCUGGCUCUGGUCUUGCGGCGUGCAGAACAUGGCGCUGUCACAUCACCGCACGCUGUCGAUUUACUACUGAGGCAAGAACUGGGACCAGACAGGUAUCCAGCCGCAGCACGGUGCUGGUGCCGUGGUGCGGGACUGCGGGUAUUCAGCUGGCCGAGUGUUGUCGUGGUUUGCUCGUCUUAACUGUAACUGCCAUAGGUGUCGAAAGUUUUGUCCCCUUGGGAUUGCACAAAAAGUGCAGGGUAUUGUAGGGUCGUCGCAUCAGGAUGGAUGGUGCUAGUAGCACAACAUUUUGAGACUAGAACUGCUGUUUUCAGAUGAACUGUAGCCGUAGUGAGUGGAUGUUUCUUCUCUCCAGAUUGAUCUUGUUGGAUGCUUAAGAACUGCUGAUUUGUUUUCAGCACAGGUUUUCAGUUACUGUUCCAUCUCCUUUCGAUGUAAAAUGAAAUUCAGGUAACUGAAAGUUUCAACUGGAGGUUUGCUGAGA
Messenger RNA from Panicum virgatum (switchgrass), 3304 nucleotides. Its product is annotated as queuosine salvage protein-like. The record is from RefSeq and is a predicted model, not a curated record. The transcript is spliced from 9 exons. The coding region runs from base 1916 to 2890 and encodes 324 amino acids. NCBI's taxonomy places the organism in Eukaryota, Viridiplantae, Streptophyta, Magnoliopsida, Poales, Poaceae.